UCAAAAAUACCACCAAGGGAGCGCGGAUCAGAAGCUUUCCACGCAGCCACACUUGGCCGUCUUCAGCCGUUCUCAUGCGUACAAAUCUCAAACAAAACUCAUCUUUCCUGCAGAAAAAAACGACUCCAAGGUGACAAUGAAGAAAGCCAUUUAUUUCUAACCCGACUGCUCCAAGUAAAGGCAAUACGUCGGACUGACACGACUUUACACGCCUGUGAGAGGAUCGGUCACCUUCUUUGCAACACCCAUCGGCAUAUUCCUGCUUUGAGAGGAGGGGGGAAAAGAGGGAGAAGAUGUGGAUAUUUUACAGUUCGGACGAUUCAAAGUGUAUCUUUUCUAUUUGGAACCAGUGGUGUUUGUAUUACGCAGCGGUGAUGUGUUUGUUGUUUUCACCCGUCAGGAUGGACGACGCGUGCCCGUCGUCCUGCAUCUGUACCAGGGACUCGGGGACGGUGACCUGCCGUGACGGGGACUAUACCGAGGUACCCAGAGACAUACCUGAGUGGACGUCCACCUUGACACUUACGGGGAGUAACAUCUCAACUUUACAGCGUGAUGCGUUCAUGACCAACGGCACGGAGUUGGAAAUGACGACACUCUCUCUGUCCUAUAACGGGAUACAGGCUAUUGAACCUUACGCCUUCCUGGGGCUUUCACAGUUACAUUUGUUGGACCUUAGCCACAAUCAGUUGGAGUUUAUCUCAUCCAGGGCUUUCCAUGGAUUACCCGAGCUGCGCUCUCUUUACCUGAAUUAUUGCGUUUCGCCUGCGGCCACAACGCAGCUCUCAGAUGCGCUCAACACACAAAGUUUGCGCAACCUGCACAGACUGGAGUUGGCGGGAAACAAGCUGAUGUCUAUCCCCCUCGAGAGAUUAGAUGUCUUUAACCUCCACGCUUUGGUAUUGAUUAAUAACUCAAUAGAGAUCAUCGGGGAGGAAAACGUAACCACUUUGUACCAGCAAAGGCGCAUACGCGUCUACUUGUCUUUAAAUCCGUUUCGGUGCAACUGUGAACUGGAGGCGUUUUACUACUGGCUGAAGAACUCAUCCCAGUGCCCGGAUGCAGGGCGUCUUCUGUGCAGCGAGCCAGAAGCCAAGAGGGGGAUUCCUGUGGAAAAGCUCCGGGGAGAGGAGGUUGAUUGUAUGAACGAGAAUUUGGAGGCGGUGUCAUAUGUUUUCCUAGGUAUAGUGUUGGCUCUGAUCGGGGUGGUGUUCCUGAUGGUGCUCUAUCUCAACCGGGGAGGCAUCAAACGGUGGCUCAACAACAUCAGAGAGGCCUGCCGAGACCAGAUGGAGGUAUAUCAUUACCGUUAUGAGCAGGACUCAGAUCCCAGACUGGCCAACGUGGCUGUUUAACCAGUCGAAACAUCAAUCCAGUGCUGCAUAGUGCGAGGACAGACGAUAUUACCAGGAGAACUUAUUUAUCAAAGACUGUGGCCUUGACCUGUCACAACUACAACUGAUGGUUUUUUAAAACUAGUUUCAUCACGUUCAGCCCAUGAAUUCACUCUGGGAUAUGCACAGAGCCAAAGGCAGUUCAAUAUAAGUAACUGUUCAUCCAGCACAACUGAAUACUUCAAUCUUCUCAGCAGUGUUGUACAUAUUGUAUAUAAGUAUCUCCUCAUAGCAGAAAUGCUUUCCAUCCAUCAUGUUAUCAUACACAGCCCCACUUGUUUAGUAUUUACCCUCAGUUACCAAGUGAAAAGCGCACAGUAAAGGUCCAUCAAAUUUCCAAUUUGAAAAGCUGAGUCAGCAUUAUUACCCAAAGCUGCGGCCCCUGCUUAAUAUUUUACAUUCAGGAAAACCUGCGCAGAGAACAAGACUGCUUUUAAUCUACCAGGGAGUGCAUAUUGUCAGAAAACUGUCAGAGAAGGAAAGUCAUUUGGCAUUUUUUUAAUGGAGUGCCAUGUUUGUGGAAUAUGUUACCCACCAUGUUUUCACAAAGACCCUUUUAUGUCAGAGAAGAACGUGUGUUAUUUGACACCAGAUCAGCUUAUCAGUAAAGCUGUGGAAAAAGCGAAAGAGAGACCAAUUUUAACCGUGCAUGUGAUUCCUAUAGGCAUAGAAAACCAACCAAAACAUUAAUAAAAAGCCAAACAAAAAAAGAAAAAUCGUGAGUUUGCAGUGUGUCUGUACAUUUUAUCAUCACUGUCAGGGAAUGUAGACUUCAUGCAGCACUGUGUCAGACAUUAAAUGUAUUUUUUUCCCUGCUGUGUUUCUGAAUGAGUGUGCAAGCUCCUGGUGAAAUUUGCAGAACGUGUGACUUCACAAACUAAAGUGAGGUGUCACAUUGUCAUCGGGGUUCAAGGACUAGAGGGAAAGACUGGAGAGAUAUGGCAUAAAAGUGCAGUCGUGUUAAUCACAUCAGCACUGUGACUAAUAACCCAUAGAGACUGAUGAUGGUAGUCAGUAUCUUUACGGCUCACGGCUGAUCGACCUUCUUAGCUAAAGGUCGCCAUUACAGUCAAGGUCAAUUACUAAAGAAAGAGAAGCUAGAGGGAGGACCCAGGUGGAUCACUGUGUGUGUAUGAAAUGAAAACAAACUGUAGUUAUGGAUUUCUAAACAAGCAGUAGACUAUUUUCCAUUGUCACAUCAUUAGUGGAAGGUAAGAGAGUGAGUAAAUCAACGCACCGGGCAUAGCAACUAACCAAGGAAUCAGUGUAGCAGCUGUUCCUCCCUCAUAAAUCAUAACAAAUGUGAUUAAUACACCUGAUUAAAGACAAUGAGGCGAGAAAAUUAGAAUCAUCCACACCGCACUGGAUGAACAGUUCUAACAAAAGGAGCGAGGUGAUGAUUAGCACUUUCCGGUGCAGAGAAGGAUCAAGCAGUGACAGAUCACUGUGAAACAGAUGGCCCCCUCUCUAGACAAGCUACAGUUAUUUAUGUCUUCAUCUACAGAUUAAAAUAUUACAAUAUCUGUGUGUUUAACUUAAACUUCCAGUUAA
Messenger RNA from Oreochromis niloticus (Nile tilapia), 2945 nucleotides. RefSeq names its product trophoblast glycoprotein like (gene tpbgl). The record is from RefSeq and is a predicted model, not a curated record. Lineage: Eukaryota; Metazoa; Chordata; Actinopteri; Cichliformes; Cichlidae. Bases 294 to 1355 code for a protein of 353 amino acids. Gene Ontology annotation, molecular function: protein binding. Gene Ontology annotation, biological process: negative regulation of canonical Wnt signaling pathway. Gene Ontology annotation, cellular component: plasma membrane. The transcript has a single exon.